Molecule: messenger RNA, 714 nt
Organism: Maudiozyma barnettii
Lineage: Eukaryota; Fungi; Ascomycota; Saccharomycetes; Saccharomycetales; Saccharomycetaceae
Gene: GRX3
Product: monothiol glutaredoxin GRX3
Exons: 1
Coding region: 1-714 (237 amino acids)
Molecular function (GO): 2 iron, 2 sulfur cluster binding
Source: RefSeq, a predicted model, not a curated record
AUGCCAGUUAAUCAAAUCACAAAUCAAGACGAAUUCACAAGACUGACAACCACCGAUGCUGGUGACAAAUUAAUUGUUCUGUAUUUUCAAACCGUUUGGGCCGAACCAUGUAAACAAAUGGGUGAAGUAUAUUCUGCUAUCAGUGACGAACCUUCUAAUAAAGAUAUUUCUUUCUUAUCGAUAGAUGCUGAUAAUAACUCUGAAAUUGCUGAGUUAUUCGAAAUAUCCGCAGUGCCUUAUUUUGUAUUGAUUCAAAAGGGUACCAUUCUAAAAGAAUUAUCAGGUGCUGAUCCCAAGGAGUUCAUUAACUUAUUAGAUGAAUGUAAGAAAUUUAUUGAGAAUAAAGGGACAAAUGCACCAAAGGCUGAAGAGGAAACUGAAGAACCUGAAGGUGAAUCUGAGGAAGAAGUGUUCGCCAGAUUGACUAAAUUGGUUAAUGCUGCCCCUGUCAUGUUAUUUAUGAAGGGGACUCCAUCCGAACCAAAAUGUGGAUUUUCAAGACAAUUAGUGGGUAUCCUAAGAGAACAUCAGGUUAGAUUUGGGUUCUUUGAUAUCUUAAGAGAUGAUGCCAUAAGACAAAGUUUGAAAAAGUUUUCUGAUUGGCCAACUUUCCCACAAUUGUACAUAAACGGUGAAUUCCAAGGUGGUUUGGAUAUAAUUAAGGAAUCUCUUGAAGAUGAUCCUGAAUUUUUCCAACAUACUAUUCAACAAUAA